UUAAAGUGGGUAUCCACAUUUCUGUUUGUCCAGUGCUCUCGCCAGUCGAAUAAUAAACGCAGUAUAGAACGCACGACGGGUCUUUUAUUUAUCAGUGGCGAACGAGGACGGUAAAAAAAUAUGGCGGUUAAGUUCGGUGAAUUUAACAUGGACACAGGAAACUGGACUUCAUAUUGUGAACGAUUAGAAAUGCAUUUUGUGGCGAAUGGCAUCGCGGCGGGAAAUAGAUUGCCGACAUUAAUAUCUAUUAUUGGUGAAUCGGCAUACGAAUUGAUGGUGAAUUUAUGUAGUCCGAGAAAACCGUUCGAAAUGAAAUAUGAUGACGUAGUGAAGCUUAUGUCGGAACAUUUGCAGCCAAAGACAUCUAUACUGGCUGCGAGAUAUGUGUUUAGGCAGCGAUUUCAACAUAACGGUGAGACAAUCACUCAAUACGUGGCUGAGUUGAAACGAUUGUCACGGUCGUGCGACUUCAAGGACAGACUAGACGAAAACCUAAGGGACCAGUUCGUGUGUGGGCUACGUAAUGAUACUAUACGACAGAGACUUUUCGCAGAAGAAAAUUUGGAUUGGGCAAAUGCAAAUAAAUUAGCCAAUAUUAUCGAGUCAGCGGCCCGGGAUGCAUCGGUAGUGGAUACGGCGGAGGUAACUACCUACAACAGCGCGGGAGACCGCUAUACAGCGACGUCAGCAGCGCGGGGACGGCGUUCCAGCAUCGCCGGCUCGAAUGAAACAGAGGACGUACAUCGGCUUUUUAGUGAGAUGGACCGUAUGAAAGUGACGGGGUGCUUCGCCUGUGGCGUCGGAGGACAUUACUGGAACGAAUGCCGCUAUCGUACUUUUGAGUGCAGUCGGUGCAGAAAAAUAGGCCAUCUGAGAAGGGUAUGUCCACUUGGAAAGAAACCUCAGGACGGAAACAAGGUUCGAGGGGGGCCGGUGCGUGGUGGCAUGCGCGGUGGCGGAGCGGCGAGCGCCAGCGGGCGCGGGCGGCGCGGCGCCGGGUGGCGGGCGGCGCCGGGCGGCGGUGGCGGUGCGCGCGCGCACUACGUGCAGGAGGACGACGAGGGCCGGGAGGGCCAGCACGGCGAGCAACAGGAGGAGGAGGAGCCCAUGUACUUAAUGUCACUUGGGAACUACAAGCCGGUAAACAUUAAAAUUUGUGUACAAAAUAAAUUAAUUAAUAUGGAAGUAGACACAGGUUCGGCAUUAUCAUGUAUUAGCGAUAAAGAAUAUAGACAAAAUUUCACUAAUUUCACGUUAAAAGAAUGUAAUUUAACUUUAAAAUUUUACAAUGGUUUAAAAGCGAAACCCCUAGGGGUUUUUGAAGUGAAUGUUACCUACGGCAAAGUAACAAAAUUAUUAGAUCUUUAUGUAAUUCAGAACGGCGCAACAAAUUUAUUAGGUCGCCAGUGGUUAGCAGAGUUAAACAUACCUAUACCAAAAAUAUCAAUUUCCACCGAAACAACUUUUAAUAACAUGGAAAAUGUAGAUAGUGAUAAAAUAAUAAAGGAUAUGUUUUGUAGGUACAAGGAGCUAUUUAAUGAAGAGCUAGGGAAGUUCUCCGGUGGGCGGGCCCGGCUCCGCGUGGGCGCGGGCGCGCGGCCCGUGUUCUGCCGCGCGCGCCCGCUGCCGUACGCGCUGCGCGAGCGCGUGGACGCCGAGCUGGACGCCAUGCUGCGCGCCGGCAUCAUCGAGCCCGUCGACCACUCCGACUGGGCCACGCCACUGGUGAUUGUGCAUAAGCCUGAUGGAUCGCUUCGCCUAUGCGCCGAUUAUAAGGUCACAUUGAAUCAAGCCCUGCUCGUUGACAAAUUUCCUGUUCCAAAGAUAGAGGAUGUAUUUUCUAAAAUUAGCGGUAGUCAAUAUUUUUCGAAAUUAGAUUUAUCGCAAGCUUACAACCAGGUGCUUUUAGAUGAUGAGUCAACUCAGUUAACUGUGAUAAAUACACAUCGAGGACUUUUUAAAUAUAACAGAUUAGUCUAUGGUCUAGCUUCCAGUCCGGGAAUUUUUCAAAGAUUGAUGAAUGAAUUGUUAAAAAACGUGCCUAAUGUUAGCUAUUUUUUAGACGAUAUUUUAAUCAGUACACCUACCCUUGAGCAAAAUAUAAAAACGGUAAAUAUUGUUUUAGAAAUUUUGCAAAAAUAUGGUUUAAAAAUUAAAAAGCAAAAAUGUUCUUUUUUUUCAAAUGAGGUGAAAUAUUUAGGGUUUGUGAUAGAUAAAGUGGGAAUAAGGGUAGAUCCAGAGAAAAUAAAACCAAUAACAUCAAUGACACCCCCAAAUAAUGUCAGUGAGUUAAGAUCAUUUAUAGGAAUGAUCAAUUUUUAUGGGAAAUUUAUUAAAAACUUGAGUGAACAGCUAGCCCCUUUGUAUAGUUUAUUAAAAAAACACUCUAGAUGGACUUGGGGUCCAAGUCAGCAAAGGGCAUUCAAUAAGGUUAAAGAAUUGCUAAAAGGGGCGCAAGUGCUUGCAUAUUAUGACAUAAACAGGCCGCUGGUGCUGACGUGCGACGCGAGCCCGCACGGGCUGGGCGCGGUGCUGGCGCAGCGGGACGCGGCCGGCGCCGAGCGCGUCAUAGCCUACGCUUCGCGCGCGCUCACGCCGCCAGAAAUCAAUUAUAGCCAGAUACAUAAAGAAGCUUUAGCCAUAAUCUUUUCGGUAAAAAAAUUUCACCAGUAUUUAUAUGGUCGCCAUUUUACAUUAAAAACUGACCAUAAACCAUUAGUAAGUAUAUUCGGACCGGGGGCAGGAAUACCAAAUAUGACAGCCAGUCGUUUACAACGCUGGGCACUAAUAUUAUCAGCCUACAAUUUUACGAUAGAAUACAUAAAGUCGGACGACAACACGGCUGAUGCAUUAUCUCGAUUGAUAUCUACAUAUAAGGAUAACUCAGGUAAAAACGAAGAGUAUCCAGAGCAAACUUACCUUCAUUUUGCAUCUGAAGCCCUUUUACUUGAUUAUAAUAUUAUUCGUAAGGAAACACAAAAAGACCAUAUUCUAAGUAGGGUGUUAAGCUAUAUUCGUGAUGGUUGGCCACAUGAAGUCGAUAUAAAGGAAUUAAAACCGUAUUACAAUCGUAGGUCGGAAUUAUAUUGCGAAUUAGACUGCAUUAUGUGGGGUCACCGGGUGGUCAUACCGGAAAGUUGUCAAAAUAAAGUAUUGCGCGAACUUCACGAUUCUCACAUGGGGGUGGUAAAAACUAAGAGCUUGGCUAGGAGUUACGUGUGGUGGCCGGGAGUGGACGAGGCAGUGGAGGCGCGGUGCCGCGCGUGCGAGGUGUGCGCGGCGCUGGCGAGCGCCCCGCCGGCGCACGAGCCGCGCGCGUGGCCGUGGCCGCCGCGGCCUUGGUCACGAAUCCACGUUGAUUUUCUGGGACCUAUUCAUGGCGUUAAGUACUUAGUCAUAAUAGAUUCGACCACCAAGUGGAUAGAGAUUUUUAAAAUGACAACCACUACCGCAAAAAUGGUUAUAAAUAAAUUUAGAGAAGUAUUUGCACGUUUUGGCCUGCCUAAACAAAUAAUCAGCGAUAACGGUCCACCUUUCUCGAGUGAUGAAAUGAAUGAUUUUUAUAAAUGUAACGGUAUAGAAUCAAUAUUUACAGCCCCAUAUCAUCCUGCUUCAAAUGGUGCGGCAGAAAAUGCAGUAAAGAUUUGUAAAAGGGUUAUUAAGAAAGCUUUGGUCCAACAAGUAGAUGUAGAUAUAGCUUUGAAUAGGUUCUUAUUGAUCUAUAGAAAUACCAGUCACAGUACCACGGGAGAAAGUCCCGCUCAACUUCUUUUCGGACGUUCUUUGCGAACUAGACUUGAUUGUAUAAAACCAGAUCGGGAAAAGAAAAUUGAUAAUUUACAACGAAAGCAAGGAAGUAUGGCCGGUGGUAGGUUACGUUCGUUUGAGGAAGGGAAAGACGUGUGGUAUAGAAAUUUUGGAACAGGAACUAGGUGGGAAAAGGGUACAGUUGUAAAAAAGUUAGGUGACACCGAUUACCACAUACGUUCGUUAGAUGGGCAAAUCGUACAUCGUCAUGUUGACCAAUUAAAAAGGCGUGAGCUAAAGAUAGAUUCAACUCAAGAGCGAAUGGGCGAGCGAUUAUCAGGGAAAACAGUGGCUGGGGCUAGAUCGGAGGGUUCGGGGCUCGAUGGUUUCGGCGCGGAAGAACCGCGGCCUCUCGCGAGCUCAGUGUGCGUCGCCGUGCCCGCCGCGGCUGCCCCCGCCGGCGAUGGCGGUGCCGCCGCGGACGCGGGGGGCGCGGGGGCGCGCGCGGGCCCGCGGGAGGCGGCGCCGGCGAGCCCGGGACCGCCACACCGGGAAUGUAGGAUACGUAGACCACCAGUUCGAUAUGGUUUUGAAAUUGAUUAG
This is a messenger RNA of Ostrinia furnacalis (Asian corn borer), 4350 nucleotides long. RefSeq lists its product as uncharacterized. Gene Ontology annotation, biological process: DNA integration. Gene Ontology annotation, molecular function: nucleic acid binding; zinc ion binding. The record is from RefSeq and is a predicted model, not a curated record. Bases 121 to 4350 code for a protein of 1409 amino acids. Lineage: Eukaryota; Metazoa; Arthropoda; Insecta; Lepidoptera; Crambidae. The transcript has a single exon.